Messenger RNA from Lodderomyces margitis, 1887 nucleotides. It is a transcript of the gene ARO10, whose product is annotated as phenylpyruvate decarboxylase. The record is from RefSeq and is a predicted model, not a curated record. The coding region runs from base 1 to 1887 and encodes 628 amino acids. The transcript has a single exon. Lineage: Eukaryota; Fungi; Ascomycota; Pichiomycetes; Serinales; Debaryomycetaceae. Gene Ontology annotation, molecular function: magnesium ion binding; thiamine pyrophosphate binding; carboxy-lyase activity.
AUGGCACCAGUUAGAGAAACAACUCCGAUUACUCCCCCAGCCACUAACACCGAGGAAGCUAGUAUUAUCCCAUUGGUUAUCCCUCAAAAUAUUGCACUUGGUGAAUACAUCUUUCUUAGAAUAGCCCAAGCUAAUUCUAAGCUCAAGACAGUGUUUGAGAUCCCUGGUGAUUUCAAUCUCAAUUUGCUUGAACAUGGUUAUUCUCCUUUGGUUGCACACAAAGGAAUCAAGCUAAUCAACACAUGUAACGAGUUGAAUGGUGCUUAUGCUGCCGAUGCUUAUUCAAAAGCCAUUGAUGGAUUGAGUGUUUUUAUAUCAACAUAUGGUGUCGGUGAAUUAUCUGCUAUUAAUGGUAUUGCUAAUGCCUUUACUGAGUACGGAGCUGUAUUGCAUAUUGUUGGAACACCAUCAUUGAGACAACGCGAGCAAACAAGAAGCAAAAUAGUCAACAUACAUCACUUGGUGCCAAACCACGAUCCACUUUGUGCUCCCGACCAUGAUGUCUAUAAGAAGAUGGUGGAAGGUGUAUCUUGCAUCCAAGAGUCGUUGGAUGACAACAUGUCCAACAAUGCAGCAAAGAUUGACAGAGUGUUGAGAACUAUUAUUCAAGAAAGACGACCAGGAUACCUUUUUAUUCCCUGUGAUGUACCUGAUAUGCUCACUUCUUCUAGCAUGUUGCUUGAGACUCCAUUUUCACCUUUAUCACAAUAUCAAGGGACCGCUUACGCACAAUCCAUGUUGAAUGAAGUAACCGACUCCAUCUUGUCAUUGUUGUACCAAUCAAACGACCCAUCAGUGCUUGCUGAUUGUUUAGUUACUCGAUUUGGAGCACAAGCUGAACUUGAUCAAUUUGCCCAAAAAUUGCCAGAGAGCGUUAAGUUAUUCUCCGCCAACUUUGGAAGAAACAUUGAUGAGACCAGAAGCAAUUUCGUUGGUGUAUACACGGGCGCUGGGUCAUCUGAUCUUAAAGUUCAACAGUUGUUUGAAAAUUCUGAUUUCUUGCUUCUCUUAGGCUAUUACGAUACCGAAAUGAACAACGGUGGAUAUAGUCGUGAUUUUUCCAAAGCAGACAAUACGGUAAUUGUUCACCCUGAUUAUAUUCAAAUCAACAACUCCAUACACCAUAUAAAACAGUUUAAUGGCGAAAAGUUAUUCUCAAUGGGCGAGUUUUUGCACAACUUGACUGAAAAAUUGGAAAUUGCUCAAAUAUCUGCCACAAGACUGACCACAUAUAAAUUUAUUCCUCAAGACAACCAUGUUGCAUCCAAAACAGACAAUUUCUGCUGUCCCCAGUCCAAAAUCAACAAAUUUCUCUCCAAUAACCUUCAGCUGAAUGAUUUUUUGAUUGUUGACACCAUGUCUUUUUGCUUUGGAGUAAUGGAUAUCAAGUUUCCUUCAAACUUGCAUCUCCUUUCGGGUUGGAGUUAUGGAUCAAUUGGAUAUGCAGUGCCAGCAACAUUUGGCGCUACAAUGGCAAUCAAUGAUUUGGGUCUGAAUCAACGUAUCAUUUUGGUACAAGGAGACGGCGGUGCUCAAAUGACGGCACAAGAAUUUUCCAGUUUCAUUAGAUACCAUCACAUUUUACAUAACUUGCCCAAGGUAUUUUUGAUAAACAAUGAUGGGUACACAAUCGAAAGGAAAAUUAAAGGGCCAACCAGGUCAUACAAUGAUAUAAAUGGGCUCUGGAAGUGGUCUAAAUUGUUGCUGGUUUUUGGUGGUGUCGAAGGUGAAACUCAUAAUGCAUUCAAGAUCCACAAUGUUCAAGAGUUUGAUGAGCAGUUUGGUAGUGGGAAAUUGGGAGAUAGUUCAAAAUUGCAGUUUUAUGAAAUCAUUGCAGAUAAAUUUGACGUCCCUGCUCGUGUAGAGAGGAUGAUGUCAGCUAAGUAG